This is a messenger RNA of Blepharisma stoltei, 1332 nucleotides long. Lineage: Eukaryota; Ciliophora; Heterotrichea; Heterotrichida; Blepharismidae. The record is from the annotation of a GenBank genome assembly.
AUGACAACACAAAUUCUAAACGACGGUAUUGAUUUUUUUAGGGAGAAAUUUGUUGGGUAUCUUACCUUAACUUUGAAAGAGAAAUAUGGUUCUCAAUGGAUGGAUUGUGCUUUAAAUCCUCCAGGUCAAGAUUCAUUAAUGUCAGGAAGAAAGAACUCAGAGAGAUGGGAUAUACAGUUUUCCUCACAAAUAUUUCAUGCUCAUUGGGAUUCUCUUUACAAAGAUAAAGUUGAUGGCAAAUUCCCCAAAGCCUUGAUGACAUUAAUAAAGUUUUAUAGAAAUGAGUGAGCUCAUCAAAGCGCAUUAGGGAAUAGAGAAGUUUAUAGAGCGAUUGAUGCAAUGCAAUGAAUGCUAGAAUCACUUACUGCUUUAUAUGGAAUAUAAAUCUAUAAAAUUUAUAGCCCGGGGCCUCGUUUGGGUUACUUUGGACUGUAAAGCGCCCUACUAACUGGCGGGUUUGGCUAGGGCUGCAACUUUGCCAAGUCAAUUCCAGUUGGUAAGACACUUUGCAGCCUAGGGCAAUCCAAAGGAGGCCCUGAGCUAUACCAUAAUAAAAACAAUUUAAUAUCAUUGCCUUAUGUAUGGCAAAUUAUAUUAUUUAUUGUAGAUUUAAUUAGAUGAAAAAUCCUCAAUUAGUAAAUAUAAAAAAUUAUAAUAAGCUGUUUUUUAUUUUUCAUAUAAUAGCAAAAUGAUAGUAAAUACUAUAAAAGGAAGUUUAAAGUUGACGCAGGAUUACUAGAAAACAGCAGAAAUAAUUUAAUGCUAGAAAUGUGCAGACAAAGCCCAUAUCUACAAAUGGAAGCAAAAGUAAAAGCUGAUAAUAGCGCAGCAAAAAUUUUGUCUCACAAUCGAAGUGAUCCUAGAAAAAUUCAAGCUGAAGUCAAGCCUGCAAUUGAGACAAAAAAAUUGACAUAUACAAUUAUAGAUAAAGCUCCAGAAGAAAAACGAGAAAUUUAUGACAUAAAAGAAAUUAAAAAACAAGUUGAGCCAAUUUAUUAUGUCCCUCAAAAUCAGCCAAUUGGAAUUGACCAAACACAAAAUUUAGCACACCAAAAUAUUUAUGCAAACAUAGGAUCAUAUAAUCCUACUAUGUCUACGAGUCAGCCUUUAGUUUUUACAUGUAUGGCUUGCAGCAGUGCAAUUAACGAGACUCAAAAAUAUACUUGUUAUGGUCAUAACUGCAUAGUAUGCACUAAUUGCUUGGUGAAAGUGUAUCAAUAUCAUGGCGUUUUUGCUUGUCCAAGAUGCCAAACUCCUUUGACUGAAAACGAUCAGCAAUACUUGCAAAGCCUUUUUAAUGCUAACUAUCAUGCUAACUUUUAUGAAAAAUAA